GGAGUGUUGCGAAGCGCUCGCUAGACGACGACGUAGACAGUCGAUUUUCGAUAGCAUUUACUUACUUUCUCACCAGUUUAUCAUUGCGACGAAGAUAUUCGCGUUGACAAUCUUUGACUAGCACGAUAGUGUAGAACAGUGGAAUUUUUGAGAUCAUUCCCUUUGGGCAACUGCAUGAUCGAACGUUUACGCUUGCAGAGUUAUUAAUUUUGAUAUUUUCCAAUUUUGUUUGCAAUUUGCUAUUCUCAUCGAUUAAUUGAGAUGUCGCAACCAACGAACCCAUCUAAUCCUAUGAAACCGGAAGAUGCGGCCCGCAUCCAGUCCACGCAGACGUUGGAGGGCAAGGAUGCCGCAGCCGGCAGUUUUCCGGCCCGUGCACAAGCCGCGGCGGCCAAAAAUGUUAACACGGGCACGGUGCCGGAUACCUUUGGGCAGGCGACCAAUAAUGCCGCUGGUGACGGGUCGUCGACGAACGGAACCCAGCCGAAUGCGCAGUGGACAGCGGGCAAUCCCUGUCCUAGCGGACAGCGCAGUGCCAAUACAGGGAAUUCCGGUUAUUGGUUUCAAGCAGACGGAGUCGUUUAUGAUGACAUGCUGCCUCACCCGAUGACUCCGCAGGCAGCGGCUCAUAUCCAGAGCGAAGCAGCGCGGCGUGGAGAGGAUACCUCGCACGGGUCGUUUGCCAGCCGGGCGAUGGCGGCCGCUGCUCAUAACGUGGCAAUGGGAAUUGUUCCAGCCUGCAAUCCCACCUCGAAGCCGCAACAGGGCAAUCCCCACGGACCAAAUCCCGGACCCAAUCCAACACAGAGCGGGCAGAAUCCGCAACAGGCUGAUCCUGCGCAGUCUCAACAAGGUCAACAACCAACGCAGGGGAAUCAUCCGCAAGGUCAAGGUCAACCCACCAUCCAGGGAUCGAGCUCGCAAGGAGGGUCUAGCCGGCGAAACCAGAGCGGAUUUUGGCAUCAACAAGGCGAAACUGUGUACCGCGACAUGCUCCCCAAUCCGAUGACGCCUCAUGCAGCAGCUAUCAUCCAGUCUGAGUCGGCCCGUCGGGGAGAAGAUAUUGGUCAUGGAUCUUUCGCCGCUCGUGCCCAGGAAGGUGCUGCACAUAACGUCCAGAUGGGCGUUUUCACUUCCGCUCAAUCCGGACAAGGCACAUACUGGGAUGUGCAAAAUGGCAUUAUUUACGAUGAUAUGUCGCCGAAUCCAAUGACGCCGGAAGCUGCUGCGCAUAUCAUGAGUGAAGCGUCAAAACGAGGGGAAGAUACAAGCCACGGGAGCUUUUCGGCACGCGCUCACGCCGCGGCGGUGCAUAACGUGCAGUCCGGCCUGGUGCAGCACCGAGCGGCUGUGAACAACCGCAGUGCUGGGGGCGCGUGGCGUUAUGGUGCAACAUGGGAUCGUGACCAGGGCGGCACCACAUACCGUGACAUGCUACCUAAUCCGAUGACACCAGAGGCGGCGGCUCACAUACAGUCCGAAUCUACCCGACGUGGAGAAGAAAUCGGUCCUGGUAGCUUUGCCGCACGCGCUCAGGCGGCCGCUGCCCAUAAUGUGGCGAUGGGCAUCGUAAAGCCGAUGAGCCGUGGAACGGGUGGUCAACAACAGCACCCGCAAGGCGGUCAGGGUCAGUCCGUUGGUGGCAUCCAGCGACAGGCCGCGGGCGGCAUGAGUAGUAAUCCCUCCUCGGGAGGCAGUCAGUCGGCCCCGGCGCCAACCGGCCAACAAGGACCAACUCCCAGCGGAGCCGGAGCCAGCGGAGAUCAGAGUCAGGAUCCAAAGCUGGGAGCAGGAGCCACGGUGCAGUUGCCGGGUUCAGGGAUGGAAAUGUAAUACGGUGAAUGCAUACGGAUGAUCAAAAUUUUUCCUUCAGCGUCUAUCUUUCCUACAUUUCUGUGUUCUUUUUUUAUUAACUCGUUUAAUUUCUAAAAAAAUCUUGGCGUCGCCAUACCAUAACGUUUUUCCAAUGAUAAAUCUCUUGACGAAAACGUCAGCACUGUUCCUGUGUGGGUUAUUUAUAAAAUCGAUUUUUACAAACUUAUGGUUUGGACACAUCCAAAGUGAUCGUCUGUAAGUCGUAGAGUGACGGUUAGAACGGUAGAAGCUAACGAUCGAUGGUCAGCUGUAUCCGAUUGCCCAUGUGCACUGCUCCAUGCUA
This is a messenger RNA of Paramacrobiotus metropolitanus, 2158 nucleotides long. RefSeq lists its product as uncharacterized. The transcript is spliced from 16 exons. Bases 262 to 1833 code for a protein of 523 amino acids. The record is from RefSeq and is a predicted model, not a curated record. Lineage: Eukaryota; Metazoa; Tardigrada; Eutardigrada; Parachela; Macrobiotidae.